AUGAGUAUGUCGGGGCCAAGAGGGUGCUCUGGUUGGUGUUGGCUACAUAUCUUGGCUCUUGAAUCAGCUAGGUACUCGUUCCGUCCGGAGGUCUCGGUUCUUGCUGGCAGACACUCACCCCGACACACCAGGCCGUAUCAGUGGAACAGCCUCUUGAAGAAGCUGCCCUUCUUGGGCUGCUUGUGUGACUUCACGGCGCUCGAGGUCUGGACGCUCUCAGGACAUGCAUACCCGUUCCCUGCUGCUGCAGGCCCCAUGGGCUGGUGCAUGCCGGUGUCGGUCUUGGCCGGGCCGGGCCAGGCCACCGCGGCUCGCUGGUCCGCGGCCGCCCCCGUACGCACACCAGCGCGGCCCCGCUCCCCGCCGGCCCCGGUCGGCGCGCGCUCCGGGUGGUCACCCAGCACGGGCUGGUGCGAGGUGGUGGGCACCACGAAGCUCUUGCGGGCCACGGGGCACAGCUCAAAGCGCCCGGCGCCAAACGCCCCUACGCCGAUCUCUGGGGCCGGGGCGUCACGGAGGGCGGCGCGCCUGUCGUGCUCCGACCGCGUGCGCAUGCCCUGCACGUCCGCCAGCACCACGCUCUUACGCAUCAGCGCUGCGGAGCGGGGUCGGCGCGGUGACCCCGCGCCGGCGCCUUCCGGGGCGGCAAAGGUGACGGAGGCCCGUAGGGUCCUCCGCGCUUUCCCGGAGCUGUUUUUCUCAGGGGACGCAGGUGUGGUUGGCAAGGGGUCUGGCACAGGCCCUGCCUCGUCAAACCCUAACCCUUUCUCCUGCUCCUCCGGGUCCGUCGCCAAUUGUGCCAGGCUGUAG
Auxenochlorella protothecoides is the source of this 810-nucleotide messenger RNA. RefSeq lists its product as hypothetical. NCBI's taxonomy places the organism in Eukaryota, Viridiplantae, Chlorophyta, Trebouxiophyceae, Chlorellales, Chlorellaceae. The record is from RefSeq and is a predicted model, not a curated record. The coding region runs from base 1 to 810 and encodes 269 amino acids. The transcript has a single exon.